This is a messenger RNA of Triticum turgidum subsp. durum (durum wheat), 1344 nucleotides long. Lineage: Eukaryota; Viridiplantae; Streptophyta; Magnoliopsida; Poales; Poaceae. The record is from the annotation of a GenBank genome assembly.
AUGCACCCCGUCCCCGAAUCGGCGAAUCCAACUCCCGAAGCUGCUCUUGCCAUGGAUUCCCCAAGCAUCAAGAGCAAAAUUGAAGAUAGAAUUGAUCCCACUGCAGGAGAAGAUUCCGUUGUUGCCAGCAAAGAUGAAGACAGAAUUAGUGCGCUACCCAGUGAAAUUCUUCUCCACAUCCUAGAACGCCUUGAUGUCCGCACGGCGAUUUGGGCCGGCACUGUCGCAACACGGUGGAGGCACCUUCCUCAUCAACUAUCUCAUCUGCUCAUCAGUACCUCGGACGUCUGUAAGCCCGGUUACACGACAGAUGAGAUAAUGAAGGCAUACACGGACGCGACGAGGAGGUUGCUGUCUCCUCCGGCUUGCAAGUGCACUCGAACCAUCAAAACAUUGAUGCUCAGGUGCUACAUUAUGGACCCUUACUUGUCCAUAAUUGGCCAUACGGUUCAGGAUGUCGUGAAGAACCGCGAACCUGAAUACCUCGAGUUCGCAAUGUGCCCAGAUGUUGCUUCUCCAAGUGAUGCCCAAUUAGCCUUGUAUGGACAGCGGUUUAUGUCAUUCUUUGGUGCAUACCCUGGCGCCUUCGAAUCGCUCACUAGACUAAUCCUUGAGAACCUCACGUUUCAAGCCUCAGAUGUCGCCAAUCUUGUUAACACUUGCAGUAAACUUAAGAUUCUUUGCUUGAGAUUCUACGUAAUGCCCCAGGAAUCUGUCCUUGAAUUAGACGCCCCAAGCUCGGACCUCAGAUCAAUUGAACUUAGAUUCUUUAGAUGCUUACACGUUGAGCUAACCUGUCUUCCUAAACUGAGGUAUUGGCAGAAGCCAUUCGCACUGAGCCAAUGUUUAUCUAGUGACACAAACCUGGGGAAUCUGGUUUUUAAUUUUUACAAUCAACGGAUCUGGGUUGAGCCUGAAGGUCCACAACGGCUGACUCCUAUAUUCAGCAAACUGACACAUGCGCACCUUGGCGAUACCUCCAAGAACUCUGAUUCCAGAAAGGUUCUAAAGUUUUUAUUAUAUCGUCAUUCAUGUGAAUUCAAUAAGUCCGAGGACGAUGCUGAGAAGACCAACUUGGUGUGGCAAGCAUCCAAUUUCAAGCACUUGAAAUUGAAAUUGUUUAUGAUGAAAGGGUUCGAGGAGGAAUACAAGGUGAUGAAUUAUAUACGCCUCAUCAUGGAACGAGCCGUGUGCUUGAAGAGAAUUGAGUUGCCUGCUAAAAUCCAAUGCAAUAAGUGCACUACCAUAUCUCCAAGAUUUCCGGUGGAUGAAGCCAGCAAGCACCGCAUCAGGGAGCAACUCAGACAUGGAUUGUCCUCAUCCGCAGACAUAAUAAUUGGAUGA